CAUAAUUAAAAAUAAAUAAAUAAAAAGAAGAAAGAAAGAGAGAACGAAAAAUCAGAUUUUUCUGGCCCUGGGCUAUCCAUUUUGCUUCUUCUAGCUCGAACAUCGGCACCUCGAAUUCAGGACUUCACAUAAACCUGAAAAGAAGAACAAAACCGAAUAGAAAAGUAAGAAAGAAAAAUAGCCCUUUUUUGGAGUCCAGAGAAUGGCAAUGGCGUCAUGGAACAGUAGCCUUGGUUCGUAUCAAAAGCAGACGAUGGCGUUUGAGAUUUCGUGCAGGAAGAGAGACAGAGACAGAGACAGAGAACGGGGUAGCAUCCAUCCGUACAAAGUGGUUGAGAUUACUCCGCCGCCCAAAUGUCUUGGCGUUCGUUGCCUUCCUCCUCAGAACCUGCAGUGUGGGGAGAGUGUGACAAUUGAAGGACAAGGUUAUACAAUUUCAGCAGUAACACAUCGCUAUCAGCUUCGGAAGGGAAAAUACGAACCAAGCGAGAAAAGGCUUGAUGUUUUGUCCACUGGAAGAUACUUAGUAAAUCUUUAUUUGGAAAAUUUGUUAGAACAAUCUUGAUUAGUGCAUAUUUUCAAGUUCUAUUUUAUUAGUUUCAAUAUGUAAUUCCUUGCCUGUGUGUCAUAAUCAAUAUUAACAAACAAAUUUGUCUCUGUUUAAGUAUGAUAAUCAUCAUUAUUAAACUAAA
Messenger RNA from Arachis duranensis, 692 nucleotides. RefSeq lists its product as uncharacterized. The record is from RefSeq and is a predicted model, not a curated record. The transcript is spliced from 3 exons. The coding region runs from base 203 to 565 and encodes 120 amino acids. NCBI's taxonomy places the organism in Eukaryota, Viridiplantae, Streptophyta, Magnoliopsida, Fabales, Fabaceae.